GUGUAUGUUUUCAGUUGUGAAAAGCAGGAGGCAGGACUACAUCCACUCCGCGUAUAUAACGUGCACGCACUACAUUAUUAUCGCUGUCGCCGCCGUUGAUAACAGAAAAGAAAGUCGAACGCGGGGGUGCAAUUUUCCUUCCGAGUUUCUGCGUUGCUCCCACAACCUCGGACUUUCGAUGUCAUUCAUUGAUUUGGAAUGGAACCGGCGAAACUGGCACCGCACGUUUUCCGACCGAUACCACGGAUGACCUUUAUCUUAUCAGGACAACAUGGACGAAUGACUUCUUUUGAACUAGAACCGUGAGCAAUGGAAAACUGCGGCGGACUUGCAACCUCCUCGAUGGAGCAGGAGACGAAUAACAACGACCCCAAGAUCGACCCUUACUUGGAGAUCGAGCUGUACCUCCAGAAAGUCACCGAUGAGAUCGGGGCAGUUUUUGACCAGUGGCAGAAGGAAGCCGCCCUGAAGCAAUGCUACCCUGACGUGAUCAAGGCGGAUCAGGUUGAUAGUGCGAAGGAUAGCCCUACCCUGAAGGCUCAGGAAGAACUGAAGCCGCUUCCGCCUGCAAAGGUUCCGCCAAAGGUGCCUCCAAAGAGACCCACCCUGCUGCUACCUGAUCUUCUGCAGCAACAAAAGGAAAACGCAACAACACCGACGUCGCCGGCCAACUCGCAAGCCGCCACCCCAACGUCACCUUUGCUGCAACCGAAAGAGGUGGACACAUUCUUAAGAAAGGUGCAGACAACCAUUUUGGGAGACAACCUGUCCUUGGACGCAGGAACGCAGACGCCCUUGUCCCGCAGUUCAAGCGUCACCUGGCUCAGCAGCAGCCAAAGCAGUCUCGGGGGUGGAAGCGCCGGGGCGGACAGCAGCUCCCCUUUCUCAAGCAGUGAGGAAACUUUUCUCUCUUCAAAUGGAGCGACUGGCACAACGGCCGACACGUCCAGCCCAGAGCGGGAAAGUUGCGACGGCAGCAGCCGGAAUGGCAGCGCGGGUGACCUUUUGGAAAGUUGGGAUUCGAGCCGACCUCCAGUGGCUGGACGAGAAGGCACCCCUUCGUGGCGAAGCGCCGCCAGCGACAAUGAAACAAGGGUCAAAAGGAGACCCAAAGCAAAGCCCACAGAACCACUGCACAGUCCUUCGUCAGUGUCAUCACUCUCUGGCUCGACCAUUUGCCCUGAAAUGGGCGCAAAAUCUUCCUCCGCACCUGUAAUCAUGAAUGAGCCCCCUGGCUCCCCUCAAAUAGGCCAAAGUACACCUUCCAACGGCCAAAAUAAGAAAAGCUACCCCCAAAUGAGAUCACACUCGGAGAGACAUUUAAGUGAAAUCGAGGCGGCCGAGGCCUGCCGGUGGAUGAGGGCGGCCGGCUUCCCGCAGUACGCGCAGAUGUACGCCGACCACCAGUUCCCCGUGGACCUGCACGCGGUGCAAAAGGACCACCCGUUCCUCGACCGCGACGCCCUGCAGGCCCUGUUCCGACGCCUGCACGCGCUCAACAAGUGCGCCCGCCUGCACCGCAUCGACGGCGCACCCGCGGCCGCCAUCGGCACUCAACACAACAAUGCACAGAGGGAUGGUGAGGUUCACGCAGCUGCCGACUCUGACGAAGAGGUCGAGUGUGCCUUGAGUGAUAAUUGGAUGUUUCUGCAUCAGUCGCGCCGCUGGUCUCGAGUUUCACCCCUCACUGAGCAACAGUCGCCCUUGCACAGGGCAGCGCCUCUGGCAGGCGCCAAUCCCGAGCUACCUGAAUGUGAUACUGAAGUCAGUGGUGCGGACGACCUUUCUGAUCUGACCAAAAUUCAAAACCAGUUGCCUUUGCAAAGACAACACAGCAGCAGUUUACCUCCAGGAAAAUUUAAAACCACAUCGUCCGACAUGGAGACAGAAUUUGCUUCACCGCAAACAUUCCGCAGGUCGGGUAGCGAAAAGUUUAGGGACGGCGCUAAAGCCUUUCUGAGGAGAGUAGAGAGUCUCAAAUCAAGGGGCAAGAAGGCCAAGGUUGGCUGCAGAAGUGAAGAUAUGCCCAAAAUCGGUGCUCCUCAGGUGAUAGACGUGGAAAGCAUGCAGGAGCGAAUGAAGACUUUGAACUGCGUGGAUCUGAAUUCACCUGAAGCCUUGGAGGCUGGAUCUCCAAAUACAGCUGUGAAUCUCUUCACCAACACAAACAACAACUUGUUAUUUGUUGAAAAAGAAGACUUAGGAGCGCACUCGGACUCAGAGUGCCUUGACAGGAGCUCUGCUUGGAUGGACAUGGGGGAUAAAAAUAAGGAGGAUGAGGAUAAGAAGAAAAAGAAAAAGGAGCCAUCAAAGAGGCCGAGGAAAUUGCAGACUAAAGAGCAGAGGUCGGCCACACUCAAUUUGGAUAUCAAGAUUAAAAGCAACAAACCCAGCUCUAAGUAUGGUAAAUCUGAUAAUGGUGGCCUUGCCAGCAUCAGCCCUGACAAGGAGGAGACAAGAACGACGUCAUUUUACGAGCAGCUUCGACGAAGUGCCUUUGCCAAGAGGCACAAAGAGCUGUCCAAAGGCAGCUCAGAGGGAUCCAUCCACGAAGAGGAUGCAAUUCCCUCACCUUCUAAAAAGACUGUCACAAGGUGGCACAGCUUUGGCCGAGGAAGCAGUGCGAUCCGACGACCGUCGACCCUUCCUCAGAUUGGUGGUCACAGACGAAAAGGGGUGCCUUUGGCCUCACUCUCAAGUGGUCAGUUGAUGGUGCUGCGGCAGUUGGCCAUGCUCAAGCUCACAGCCAUGAUGGAGAGGCACUGCCCUUCCCUCAGGUCCACGGGCUUCAGCUGGGAGUUGCCCAAGUUCAUGAGAAAGACUGGAAAAACCAACCUUCCAAAAGAUGGUGCUUUGUUCGGAGUGUCUUUCAUCGCCUUCCUCCAAACCACCGGCCAGGCUCUUCCGCCAGCCAUCCAAGCCGCCAUCCAACACUUGGCUGACAAUGCAUUGGACAGGCAGGGCAUAUUUAGGAGGCCAGGAGUUAAAAGUAGGAUUCUAAAACUAAGACAGCAUCUCACAAAUUUGGGGGCCGAUGAGCGCUUCGAGUUUGCUUUGGAAGAGCAACAAGACUACGAUGUGGCUGAUAUGGUUAAACAAUUCUUCAGAGAUUUGCCUGAAGCGUUGAUGACUAAUAAACUUAGUGACACUUUUGUGGCUAUUUUCCAACAUGUACCUUUAAUUAAUCGACACGAAGCCAUGAAGUGGGCCGUGAUCCUCCUGCCCGACCAGCACAGAGAAGUUCUGCAACUGCUGCUCACCUUCUUGAGCCUGGUGGCGUCCCACUCGCGGCAAAACCAGAUGACCGCCAGCAACCUGGCCGUCUGCUUUGCGCCCUCCCUCUUCCACUCGUCCACCCACUCCCCUCCGACGCCCAACACGUCCAUCGACUCUCCCAGCGGAGGCGACUCCAGGGGCGGCAGUCCCCGUGCCAGAGGCUCGAAGCGCGCCAAACAAGGCACCGGCUCACCGGACGCAAAGGAACUCUCCGAGAACCGCGCCAGCCACGACUGCCUGUUGUACCUGAUCAACCACCACGAGGAACUGGUCAGGGUGAGCCAGGAUCUACUGACGCAGUGCCACUUCAGCUCAAUGGAACAAAGCGUUCCGCUCUCUCUUGACGAGCUUGGCGCCGACCUCGGCCAUGACUGGCGAGGGUACAUGAACACCUGCACAUCCGCCCUGCUCAAAGAACUGAAGGAAAGGUCCCGAGGGUGGGUCAACGUCAACUGCCACCAUCCUCAGGUGGAUUUGAGUUACAAAAAGGUUGGUGAUGGUCACCCUCUCAGGGUAUGGAAAGCAACGACUGAGGUCGAAGCUCCGCCUGGUGAGCUGCUGAACCGAAUUUUGCGAGAACAGUUCUUGUGGGACCCUACCCUGGCCAAGGCUCGAGUUCUUGCCAAGUUGGAUUCCCAGGCCGAAGUCUUCCAGUUCGCCAACCACUCAAUGGCACCUCUGGCCCCCAGGGACUACUGUGUACUCAGAACUUGGAGAAGUGAUCUACCAAGAGGAGGGUGCGUCCUUGUUGAGACCUCGGUCGAGUAUGGCUUGAGUAAUGAGCCUUUGGUCCCGGGAGCAAACAGAGGCAUCGUCCUAGCCUCCAGGUACUUGAUCGAGCACUGCGGCUCUGGCAGAUCAAAGAUCAUCCAUCUCUCCAGAGUGGAUACAAAGGGUCGCAGUGUUGAAUGGUACAACAAGUGCUACGGCCAAAUGUGCGCGUUGCGCCUGUUCCGAAUCCGCUCAUCCUUCACCCAGUACUUGAGCACCGAUGGUCCUGAGAGCAAGGUUUGACCACACGCUACGCAGGAGGCUCUCAAGAAAAUCCAGCGAAAUUAGUCCCCCUGCAUGUUAACGCUCUAGUCAAUGCGUUCGGAGCUACUGAGAAGUAUAAUUAUAUAAAAAAAACGACGUUAAUUCUGCAUUACUCAUACACCACAUUGCCGUUUCUACGAUGCGUAAUAUUAAUAAAAUAAUACAAAAACUUUUAAUUUUAUUUAUAAUCAUAAAAAUAUUUAAUUGUAAAAUCUUGAUGUAUUUUUAUAUCAUCAAAUUCACACUUUUUCCAGCACCAUAAAAAUUUUUACAAAAAAAAUUGUACUAAUUCAAACGCAUUUUAGCAGUCAAGUAUUGGAUGUGCGAAAAUUACCAUUAGUUAAUUGGAGCCAAUACAGCAGCUGAAAUUUUUUAAUUUAAAAAAUAAAUGACCAAUGUACCUUUACUUAUUGGAUACAAAUUAUGGACCAAAUCCAAUUAAUUAUUUAUCAGUGUUUGUACGCGCCGAAGAAGAGAAAAAUAUUCAAAGAUUAUUAUACUGAUAUUAUAAUUAAGCAAUUCUACAUGUAGUUUUAGCAAAUUAAUGAGAGAUGGUACCAUUUUUAAUCAAAAUAAUUUUAUUGUCAACUCUGAAUUAAUUAACAAUUUUAAAGUACCGUGAUUUUCUGUCUCAAGUUCAACAUUUAUUGAAUCUGUGUAUUUUAAAUUUGACUGAAUAUUCACUUGGAUGUAACAAUCUCUCCUUAUUCGAUUUGCUGAAAAAAAUUUCUGAAGUAAAAAAUACCAUUUUAACUGUUGUCCCCGUGUAUCUAGUCUCAUAAUUUUAUGUUAUCGCUAACAGACAAAAGACGUUUACAAUUAAUUCAAUUCAAAUAAAUUAUAGUGGCGCGCUUUAAUAAAAAUUCAUUUCUUUUUUAUUAUCAAAGCGUGACAUGAAAAUUCCCAAAAAUAAACAACACACAUACGCACACCGCCUUUAUUGUGAGGCAGAUGCAAAAAAUAUUUUUGUAUGUAAAUACCGUAAAAUACGAUCAUCAGGGUUGAAACAAGCGUUAAAUCUUAUCACACAGUGAUGUCUGAUUUUCGUUUAAAACCGAUCGAUGACCCAACAAUUCCCAAGAAAAGCGUAUACGAGCAAUGUAAAGUUAAAUUAAAAAAGCAAAACUCGCUUCGAGUAGAAAAUAAUGAAUUUAACUUAAAAUUGUUUGUUGAAUAUUUUAAAAGAUCUUGAAAAAUUCCUUAUUAUUAUGUAUGUGCAGCACCAACUCCAAUAAAAUUCUGUU
Molecule: messenger RNA, 5555 nt
Organism: Neocloeon triangulifer
Lineage: Eukaryota; Metazoa; Arthropoda; Insecta; Ephemeroptera; Baetidae
Gene: cv-c
Product: rho GTPase-activating protein 7
Exons: 21
Coding region: 310-4290 (1326 amino acids)
Biological process (GO): signal transduction; actin cytoskeleton organization; regulation of Rho protein signal transduction
Molecular function (GO): GTPase activator activity; lipid binding
Source: RefSeq, a predicted model, not a curated record